Solanum dulcamara is the source of this 1867-nucleotide messenger RNA. RefSeq names its product sugar transport protein 10. Gene Ontology annotation, cellular component: membrane. The transcript is spliced from 3 exons. Lineage: Eukaryota; Viridiplantae; Streptophyta; Magnoliopsida; Solanales; Solanaceae. Gene Ontology annotation, biological process: monosaccharide transmembrane transport. The record is from RefSeq and is a predicted model, not a curated record. Gene Ontology annotation, molecular function: monosaccharide transmembrane transporter activity. Bases 252 to 1781 code for a protein of 509 amino acids.
GGAAAAUAAAUAUUAUAAAAACAAAGAAAAAAUAAAUCCAAAGGACUCUCAAGAAGAAGAAAAAAGGAAAAAGAUUAUUGAAUUUUUUUUUAAAAAAGGCCUUUGUUUCUUAUAUCCCUUGAAACUAAUCUUGUGUAUCCACACCCACUAUCAAAUAGGAAAACUCAUAAAAGAAUUUGUAUAUAAAUUAUUUUAAUUAUUUUUUUUUAAAAAAAAAGUUAGAGAUUUUAUUUCGAUAAAUUCAUAAAAAGAUGGCAGGAGGAUUUGCAGGAGGUGGUGGUGGUGGUGACUAUGAAGGAAAGGUUACAGCUUUUGUUAUUAUGACAUGUUUGGUUGCUGCCACUGGUGGUCUACUCUUUGGUUAUGACAUUGGUAUCUCAGGAGGAGUGACAUCUAUGGAUGAAUUCUUGCUCAAAUUUUUCCCAAAUGUGUAUCACAAGGAGAAAUCCUUGAAAGAAGGAGGAAGCCAAUAUUGCAAAUUUGAUGACCAUAUGUUGCAACUCUUUACCUCAUCACUCUAUUUAGCAGCAUUAGUUGCUUCAUUUGCAGCUUCAAUAACGACGAAAGCGUUUGGACGAAAAAUCUCCAUGCUUAUUGGUGGUCUAAUUUUUCUAGUAGGCGCCGUCCUGAAUGGUGCAGCGAUGAACUUGGGUGUACUCAUCCUUGGGCGCCUACUACUAGGUGUUGGCAUUGGUUAUGCCAAUCAAUCUGUCCCAGUUUACCUCUCAGAAAUGGCUCCACCUAAGCUUAGAGGAGCGCUCAACGUGUGUUUCCAAAUGGCUGUCACAAUAGGCAUAUUUGUGGCGAAUUUAGUCAAUUAUGGUACCUCUACCAUGAAGAAAAACGGUUGGAGAGUGUCCCUUGUUCUCGCAGCUGUCCCUGCUGUUAUCAUGACCGUAGGAGCUGUAUUCCUACCGGAUACACCUAAUUCAUUGAUCGAUAGAGGACAGAAAGAAGAAGCCAAAACUAUGUUACAAAAAAUUCGUGGUACAAGUAAUGUGGACAACGAAUUUGAGGACCUUAUCAUAGCAAGUGACAUGUCUAAGCAAGUCCAAAAUCCAUGGAGCAACAUAAUGAAACCAAGGUAUAGACCACAAUUGACAAUCGCGGUCCUCAUUCCUUUCUUCCAACAACUCACUGGUAUCAAUGUCAUCAUGUUUUACGCCCCCGUCCUCUUCAAAACACUCGGUUUUGGGGACGGGGCUGCCUUGAUGACAGCUGUCAUCACCGGAGUGGUCAAUGUCGUCGCCACACUUAUAUCCAUAUUCACUGUUGAUAAAUUUGGAAGGAGAGCCUUGUUCCUUCUAGGUGGUACCCUCAUGAUUAUCUGCCAGAUUGCUGUUGGUUCCAUCAUAAGCAGUGUAUUUGGAAUGGAUGGUCUAGGUUCAUUCAGCAAAGGACUUGGAAACAUUACAGUUGCCUUUAUUUGUGUAUAUGUAGCUGCAUUUGCUUGGUCAUGGGGACCAUUAGGUUGGCUUGUUCCAAGUGAAGUUUUUCCUAUGGAAAUUAGAUCAGCAGGACAAUCCAUUAAUGUCUCUGUCAACAUGUUUUUCACCUUUGUUAUUGGACAACUCUUCCUUACAAUGCUCUGUCACAUGAAGUUCGGAUUGUUCUUCUUCUUUGGCGGAUUCGUUGUCAUAAUGACAUUGUUCAUCUUCUUCUUCCUCCCCGAAACUAAAGGUAUUCCUAUCGAAGAAGUAACGAGGAUUUGGAAGAAUCAUUGGUUCUGGAAGAAGUACACCCCAGCUGACGAUAAUAACAAUAACAAUGCUCAUGUUUAAAAUGGAUCGUAAAUAUUAUUGUUUUUCGAAUGUGAUUUUUUGUUAAAGUUAUAAUGUUAAUAAACUACUCCCCUUUUUUUUUGUUG